GGGGGGCAGGGAGUCUUGCUCGUCUCCAGCCCCGUCUGCCACAUGAGCCUGGAGGGGGACGUGCCAGAAGCCCUGAAAGGGACAAUUCUUUUUCACUCUUCAGCUACUUAGUUUGCACAUGCUCAGGUAUCCUGGCCAUGUAAUUCCUAGACACAAUACCAUUCUUCCCUCCCUGAGCUUUGAGAGAGGUGACCUGAUACAGGAAUAGAGACGCCUACCUCUCUCUUUAUGGGCCCCACAUUGCAGAGUGAGCCUGGUUACAAAACCUAUAAUGAUGCCAUUUGUAGCGAUCUUACUAAACGGAGUGAAAUCUCUGUACACACGUUUAACCGACCAGAUUAGGAUGCAACAGACUGCAUGAGGAAAGGUCUGUCUGAUCACACCAGUUCNCAGUCUUCCCAUCUUAACCAGAAGAAAAACUACGUGCACCUGUAACCUUGUGGAGCAUUGCAAGCCAAUCCAAUGGCGUCCUCAACUGCUGUGCCUGUAGGAUUUCACUAUGAAACAAAAUAUGUUGUUCUCAGCUAUCUGGGACUCUUGUCACAGGAGAAGCCUCAAGAGCAACAUCCUCCCUCGAUUCCAGGGCCCCAGCAGUCUCUAAUACCACAAGCUUUGGAGAAGGCGGUUCUAGAGAAGCUUAAGACAGAAAUUGAGGAGGAGUUAAAACACCUUGAUGAAGAAAUUUUGGAAGCCUUUACCAGUACAGGGUUUGACUGCCACACCUCUCCAGUAUUCAGUCCUGCCAAUCCAGAGAGUUCAAUAGAAGAUUGCUUGGCUCAUCUUGGAGAAAAAGUGUCCCAAGAAAUGAAAGAACCUCUUCACAAAGCACUACAGAUCCUGCUUAGCAAGCCAGUGACUUAUCAGGAAUACCGAGAGUGCACUCAGGAGACAGCUGCUCAUGCCAGUGGAUGGAGCAAGGUGUUGGUGCCUCUGGUUCUGCUGCAGCAAUUCCUUAUGGAACUGACAAAACGAGGCCAGGAGCCACUCAGUGCACUUUUGCGGUUUGGAGUGACAUAUUUAGAAGACUAUGCGGCAGACUACAUCAUCCAGCAAGGAGGAUGGGGCACUGUCUUUAGUGUGGAUUCUGAAGAAGAGGAAUAUCACGGAAUCAUUGCAGAGGACAGCAAUGACAUCUACAUCCUAACCAGUGAAAACUCUGGACAGGUGAGCCCCCCUGAGUCUCCCACAGUGACUACAUCUUGGCAAUCAGAGAGCCUGCCUGUCUCUUUGUCAGCUAGCCAGAGCUGGCACACAGAGAGCUUGCCGGUAUCCCUUGGACCUGAAUCCUGGCAGCAGGUGGCUAUGGAUCCAGAAGAGGUAAAAAGCUUAGACAGCAAUGGGGGUGGUGAAGAAAGGAGUGAAAAUAACUCCUCCAACUCGGACAUUGUUCAUGUGGAAAAGGAGGAGAUACCAGAGGGGAUAGAAGAAGCAGCAAUGUCAUCGGUGGCUCUGGAGACUAAGACUACACAUGAGGAGUUCCCAGAAGCCUCCUCUCUGCUGGAGAUGAAGUCUGAAGCUGAGAUUGCAGCUGUUGAGAAAGCAAGCCCCCCUUCACCUUUGCUUACAGAACACGAGGAAGAAGGAAAGGUGGCCGAGGAGCCUGUUGAACCAGGAGUCCCAAUGUUGAGUAAAGGUAUCCAGAAACCAGCUGCAUUGGAAGAGAAAGCUGCACCGGAGAAAAUACUGGCACCAGGAGAGGAAAUGAAAGUGGGGAAGGAGAGCCGUUCAGAAGAAAUGAAAGAGAAAUCCCCAGCUGGAGAGGAGAAACCCAUCUUGUUGCCAGAAGGCAAAUCUAUACUGCUGUAUGGUGGGGCUGCUGCAGUGGCUAUUCUGGCUGUGGCAGUGGGAGUAGCACUGGCAUUGAGAAAGAAGUAGCAGGGCUCUCUUGCCGAAGAGGAGGAAUCCAAAUUUUUAGUUGCAUUAACUAAAAGUUGAGCUGCCUGCUGUUAAUUGGACAUUUAUAUAACUUAAAAAUGGUGAUGGGGUGUGGUUAUUUGAUAAGACUAAGGCUAUGGACAAUCAUGUUUUUAGAAGAAUUGGGGCGGAGACUGGUUUUUUUUCCUGAUUUAAAGUACAGGGAUACUUUAAAAAUUCUGCAAAUUUCAGAACUGAGAAGUAGGUGCUGAGAAAAGGGGGUGCUUGUACACUGGAAACUGGAACAGAAAGUUCCAGGGGCAGGAGAGGGCUGGUUGCUGCUAACCCCUGGAAUUUUUAGCUUCCCCGACUGAGCUGCUAUUGCAGCUACCCUGUCUUGUCACUUUCCUUUGUGUGCCCCGUAAGCCCUCUUAAAAACAAACAUACAAAAUAAACCAGCCACCUUAAUCCUGUAG
Pelodiscus sinensis (Chinese soft-shelled turtle) is the source of this 2330-nucleotide messenger RNA. The record is from RefSeq and is a predicted model, not a curated record. Lineage: Eukaryota; Metazoa; Chordata; Testudines; Trionychidae.